AUGGCCUCGAACCCCGGCCACUACGUCGCGGCGGUCAUCCCCGCUGACGCCGCGGCGGCGGCAAGCCGCAGCAGGGAGGUGAAGAAGCGGCGGCUGAAGCUGCUCCGGCCCGAUGACACGCUCGCGCUCGGCGGCGUCUACCGCCUCGUCAGCUUCGAAGAGGUGCUGAGGGAGUUCGUGUCCAGACGCCACACCACGCUGAGCCGCGUGGUCGUCGUCGCCACCGCUGCUGCCGACUACGAUCGCCGGCCGGAGUCGUCGGACCGCUCGCUUGCUGACAAGCAGAAGCGUGAUUAUUCCGAGAGAGAGGUCUUUGCAUAA
Messenger RNA from Panicum virgatum (switchgrass), 321 nucleotides. RefSeq lists its product as uncharacterized. Bases 1 to 321 code for a protein of 106 amino acids. The record is from RefSeq and is a predicted model, not a curated record. The transcript is spliced from 3 exons. Lineage: Eukaryota; Viridiplantae; Streptophyta; Magnoliopsida; Poales; Poaceae.